GGAACCUUUCUGUUGUGGCUCUAGUAGUCCACCGGAACAGUUUGAUCGGGACACCAACGUGACAACUUCGAACCCGCCGUCAUUUUUGAAGCUCCGCGAGGACGAUGAGCACCAAACAGGUGACCUGCAGGUACUUCCUCCACGGCGUGUGCAGGGAGGGCAGCCGCUGCAUGUUCUCUCAUGACCCGACCAACAGUAAACCCUCCACCAUCUGCAAGUUCUACCAGAGAGGAGUGUGUGCCUACGGAGACCGAUGCAGGUAUGACCACGUCAAAUCAUUCAGAGGAGUGGGAGGAGCUCCAGAGAACCAUGCAGUUGUGGGAGGAGCUGGAGGCGGAGCUUCAGUGAGAGGCGGAGUAAAGAAGAACAUGGUCCUCAGAGACAGAGUCCUCGGUGCAGACAGCAUGUUUGGGGGUCCAGUUGACGGUUUGGGUUCAGGCCUCACAGCGGCGGCGGCGGCAGCAGCGUCUCCUCAUACGUACGUGGAAGCCAUCAGAACGGGCCUCGACGGCUCAGCACAGGAACAAGCAGCUGUCUCUGCAGCCCCUCCUCCUCCCCCAGUGGGCGGGGCUUACCAGGACGGCCCCCAGCUGUGUCCCUACGCAGCAGCCGGACACUGCUACUAUGAAGAGAACUGCACGUAUCUCCAUGGCGACCUGUGUGAGGUGUGCGGGCUGCAGGUGCUCCACCCCCACGACGCAGAGCAGAGAAGAUCGCACGAAAAGAUGUGUAUGCUGGCCUUUGAGGCUGACAUGGAGAAGGCGUUUGCAGCCCAGCUCAGCCAGGACAAGGUUUGCUCUAUCUGUAUGGAGUUGGUGGUGCAGAAGGCGAACCCUUCAGACCGCAGGUUUGGGAUUCUGUCUUCCUGCUGUCACACCUUCUGCCUGGCCUGCAUCCGACAGUGGCGCUGCACCAGAAACUUCAGCAACAAGAUCAUCAAGGCGUGUCCAGAAUGUCGGGUCCCCUCUGAGUUCGUCAUCCCCUCGAUCUACUGGGUGGAGGACCAGGACGACAAGGACCACCUCAUAGAACUCUUCAAGUCUGGAGUCGGGAAGAAGGCCUGUAAGUACUUCGAUCAGGGUCGGGGGUCGUGUCCGUUCGGAGGGAAGUGUUUGUAUCUUCACGCCUUUCCUGACGGAACCCGAGCAGAAGCCGACCGGCCACGCAAACAGCUGAGCUCCGAGGGGAACGUCCGGUUCAUGAACAGCGUCCGUCUGUGGGAUUUCAUCGAGGAGCGCGAGCAGCGGCCCGCCCAGUCCCUCGAUGAUGACAUCACAGAGCUGAGAGAGCUCUUCAUGCAGAUGUCCGGGCCGAGCAACGACGCCGCGGAGACCGGCGCCGACCAGUAAGGACCAGACGAGACCCGGUCCGUGACGGCCAUGUUUGUGGACAAGUCGUUGAAAUAUAAAAAUCAUGUGAUCCCUCUGCAGCUCUCCGGUCUGUUUCAGUCCAUCAUGACUUUCAAUUAACGCUAUACUGUUCUGAUUUUAUUUAUAGUGUAAAUACGGAAAUACAGAGUCGCUGUGAAGUCAUUACGUGCUGUUGUAUUAGGUUUAUUUCUCUCUUUUACUAGAACACCUGAAACCUGCAGGUGGUGCUCAAACUGUAAACAAAGAAACAUUUUAACAUGAAACAAGAGAAGAAGAGCGGAGGUCACAUUCACACAAACACACAUGUUCCACUCACGGUUAGUUUCAUUACUCGUCCCUUUAUUUGUUUUAUUAAUAAUCCAUUAGAGCUCAAUGUAGGAAACGUGAGAACAUCGAGAAGGCCGCCACGUUUAGUCCAACGAGCCGGGGGUUUCAACAUUUCAGGAAAACAAAGACGUCAAUGACUUCAUUAGAUUUAGAGACAGGAAGUCCAGCAGACUUUCUUAAAGGUCAGCUGGGAGCGAGGCUGCGUGUGCAUACGGACGACCAAAAUGAAAUAAGUUGGAGAAAAUGUAUUUGAGAGCUCUCGCCUCGCUCCCAGACGAGGAGGGGAGGGGAGGGGAGGGGGGGUGACAUGAGAAGUGUUGGGUUCAUGAAAUAAAAAAAUAAAAAAAGCAAACAGAACGGUGAAUUCCCCCGUCUCUUCAACGAGCUCUGUCUGGACCUAGUAAGUAGUAAAGCCCGCCGCCUGCUUGACUUGAUUUGACGACAUUAACGAUCGUGCCACUCGGCGUCUUGAGCUGGAUUUUCACUUUGAGCCCAAAAAAACAACAAAAAAUGAAUCGCACGGCUGGACCAGAGGGAAACGGUUUUCUAGCGUCUUUGAGUGAUCGGGUCAUAAGAAUAAAAAUGUACAGUCACACAUCAGUCACACCUGAAUUAUGUCCUCACAUGCUUGUUUUUCAGGAGCUCCAAUGUGUCAUAUUAGCUCUGACGUAACACAGAAAAAUAACCAGCAAAGUUUCGGGUGUGAGCGGCGUGAAUCCUCAAAGUUUGCUUGAAAAAAAAAGACGUGUUGGAUAAUGUGUUCCAACAGAUCAGCUUUAGUCUGUGUGUUAAACUGUAAACAGGCUCUGUAUUCACUGUAAGUGUAUUAUAAAACGCUGUUUCUGUGGGAAAAUAAAUCUAUUUUCAUCAGUG
Messenger RNA from Labrus mixtus (cuckoo wrasse), 2570 nucleotides. It is a transcript of the gene mkrn2, whose product is annotated as makorin, ring finger protein, 2. Lineage: Eukaryota; Metazoa; Chordata; Actinopteri; Labriformes; Labridae. Gene Ontology annotation, biological process: protein polyubiquitination. The coding region runs from base 105 to 1349 and encodes 414 amino acids. The record is from RefSeq and is a predicted model, not a curated record. The transcript has 11 exons. Gene Ontology annotation, molecular function: ubiquitin protein ligase activity; metal ion binding.